Messenger RNA from Indicator indicator, 1443 nucleotides. It is a transcript of the gene RBFOX2, whose product is annotated as RNA binding fox-1 homolog 2. Gene Ontology annotation, molecular function: mRNA binding. Gene Ontology annotation, cellular component: nucleus; cytoplasm. Gene Ontology annotation, biological process: nervous system development; regulation of alternative mRNA splicing, via spliceosome. The transcript is spliced from 15 exons. The record is from RefSeq and is a predicted model, not a curated record. Bases 1 to 1443 code for a protein of 480 amino acids. NCBI's taxonomy places the organism in Eukaryota, Metazoa, Chordata, Aves, Piciformes, Indicatoridae.
AUGGCGGAGGGCGGCCAGCCCCCGCAGCAGCAGCAGCAACCACAGCCGCAGCUCCUGGCCGCCGGCGGCGGCGGGGCCGCCCGCGGCGUGAAGCGGGAGCCGGAGCUGGAGCAGCCCAUGCCCGGUGGGGACAGCGCCGAGGGUGGCCACAGCAAGCGGCUGCGGACGGAGGCGGAGGCCGACGGCGGCGGCAUGCAGAACGAGCCUCUGACUUCAGGUUAUCAUGGAUACCCAGCAAGAGACAAUCAAGGUAACCAGGAGCCAGCAGCAACUCCUGAUGCAAUGGUGCAGCCAUUCACCACAAUCCCAUUUCCGCCACCCCCACAGAAUGGGAUUCCCACAGAGUAUGGGGUGCCACACACUCAGGACUAUGCAGGCCAGACCAGCGAGCACAAUCUGACGCUCUACGGCAGCACGCAGCCGCAUGGAGAGCAGAGCACGAACACGGCCAGCACGCAGAACGGAUCUCUUGCACAGACAGAAGGAGGUGCACAGACAGAUGGACAGCAAUCACAGACACAGAGCAGUGAGAAUACCGAGAGCAAAUCCACUCCAAAACGACUCCAUGUGUCUAACAUUCCCUUCCGCUUUCGAGAUCCUGACCUUCGGCAGAUGUUUGGGCAAUUCGGAAAAAUCCUUGAUGUAGAGAUAAUCUUUAAUGAGCGUGGCUCGAAGGGAUUCGGGUUCGUAACUUUCGAGAAUAGUGCUGAUGCAGACAGGGCCAGGGAGAAAUUACACGGCACCGUGGUAGAGGGCCGUAAAAUCGAGGUUAACAACGCCACUGCACGAGUGAUGACCAAUAAGAAGAUGGUCACACCUUACGCAAAUGGUUGGAAGUUGAGUCCUGUGGUUGGAGCGGUGUACGGCCCUGAGUUAUAUGCAGCAUCCAGCUUUCAAGCAGAUGUCUCGCUGGGCAAUGACGCCGCAGUGCCCCUGUCGGGAAGGGGGGGUAUUAACACUUACAUUCCUUUAAUCAUUCCAGGCUUCCCCUACCCAACUGCAGCCACCACAGCAGCCGCAUUUCGGGGAGCACAUCUGAGGGGCCGAGGAAGGACAGUGUAUGGGGCAGUCCGGGCAGUACCUCCCACAGCCAUCCCUGCCUACCCAGGUGUGGUUUACCAGGACGGAUUUUACGGUGCUGACCUCUAUUUGACUGAAGAAAUGUUAACAUCCCGCUCUAAAUCUCUCAGUGGAGUCUCUGUUCCCUUCUCUGAUAUAACAGAUGGGGUGGAUAUGCAGCCUACAGAUAUGCACAGCCUGCUACUGCAACAGCAGCCACAGCCGCUGCAGCCGCUGCAGCAGCUUACAGCGAUGGUUAUGGCAGGGUGUACACAGCAGAUCCUUACCAUGCCCUUGCACCUGCCGCUAGCUACGGAGUUGGCGCUGUGGCGAGUUUAUACCGAGGUGGCUACAGCCGAUUUGCCCCCUACUGAAGUGACGUGA